Anguilla anguilla (European eel) is the source of this 6211-nucleotide messenger RNA. RefSeq names its product T-lymphoma invasion and metastasis-inducing protein 2-like. Gene Ontology annotation, biological process: positive regulation of axonogenesis; small GTPase-mediated signal transduction; activation of GTPase activity. The coding region runs from base 325 to 5349 and encodes 1674 amino acids. Gene Ontology annotation, cellular component: synapse; membrane. Lineage: Eukaryota; Metazoa; Chordata; Actinopteri; Anguilliformes; Anguillidae. The record is from RefSeq and is a predicted model, not a curated record. The transcript has 27 exons. Gene Ontology annotation, molecular function: protein binding; guanyl-nucleotide exchange factor activity.
CAGAGCAGCAUUGUCUGAGAGGAGUUGACAUGGUAGUAGAGCUUGCUUAGUUAAGAAAUUGUUGAGCAUCGUCGUCCAGAACAGAACGCAUGAAACUGUAGAGAGUGAUCUGGAGCAAAACGAAGAUAGACUUCUGCUGAAACAACAAAGCGAAAUACUUUUUAGAAGUGAAUGGAAUUACACAAGUGUAGGCUACGUCACCGAUCACCAUUUAGAGUAUUCUUCAGGAUAAUUGUCUGAAACCGCUGGUGAGCCGAGGGAAGGGAGGAAGACCAUGCAUACCGCUGGCGUUCUCACUCAGGAAAAGCGUGGAAACUGAUUGAGAUGGGAAACUCUGAUAGCAUAUACAGCAUUCCGGGGCCUAAGGGUAACAGUUUAAUCUUCCCCGGGAAGCAGAAGUCCUGCUCCUUAAGGUUCCGCUCAGCCAAAGAGGAGGCCCUGUCCCCCCACAGCUGGUGGAAGACCAGGGAAGGUUACAAGUCCCGGGCCGCGGGGAGGGGCUGCCUAACCCAACACAAGAACAGCCAGCCCUACGCCUCCCACCACUACGAAUACGUAAGCAAUGGGAGCAAGGCCGCAGCCAAUGGCAGGCCGUGGGCCGGCUGCACCCAAGGGCGCGGCUCUCAGCUGCGUCCCGAGAACGGCUACCGCCACGGCUGCGACCAGCUGUCCCAAGGAAACGGGUACAAGGCGGCGGUCAACGGCCACGCCCUGAACGGGUACGGGACGCCGGAGCGGAGGGGCGGCCCGGGCUGCGCGUGGGAGCCCGCGGAGGACGAGAGCAGCCCCAAAGUGCUCCUGAGCGAGGACGGCAGCCUGCGGGUGGAGUUCACCACCAGCGGCGGCUCCAAGCCGGCGCCGGACGGCUUCUGCGGCUGGGGCGGCUCCGAGGGCUCGGAGGAGUCGGGCGGGCCGGUGCAGCUGCUCAAGUACUCCCCCGCCCUGGAGAUGGCGGCCGCGCCCGGGCGCCCCGAGGCCCCCACCGACUCCGCCCUCCGGACCAGCCAGGGCAGCUCCCUGAGCUCGGACGGCUCCUGGUACGACUCGCCCUGGGGGAACGGGGCGGAGCUCAGCGACGCCGACAACACCGGCUCCUCCGGGCAGGCCGCGGACCACAGUGGCGGCGGCGGCGGCGGCGGGGGCGGCGCCCAAUCCUCCCUCCGCCACGAGGAACCCGGCGCGGGGAACUCUGCGGGCCUGCAGGAGGAGCUGAGGGGGCUCCACAAGUGCGCGUCCACGCCGGCCUCCCGCUCCCACCUCCACGGGGGCUCGGGUUCGAGCUCCACCUUCCCCGCCUCCAAGUCGGCUCAGGCCCUGGGCGCCGCGUACGCCCAGCAGCGCUCCUCGGUGGCGUCCAUCCCGGACGAGCUCCCGGAGGAGGACUGCCACGGGGCCCGGCGCUACGCCUCCUACACCCUGCCCUGCCGCAAGGCCCGGCCCGUCGUCGAGGGCAACAGCAGGAAGGACGCGCUCAAGAGCCGCAUCAGGCGCAUCAGCGACUGGACAGGAAGUCUCAGCAGGAAGAGGAGGAAGCUGCAGGAGCCCAGGGGCAGCGAGGCCGGCGACUGUUUCGACAGCGGGGUGGACGGGCUGACGGCGGACACCUGCUCCGUCUCCCAGAUGUCCAGCCUGCUGUGGCACCCGGGCCCCGGCCCCGCCCCCGCCCCGCCCACCCGCCGCAGGUCGUCCAACGGGCCGGCGGCCAGCCUCGGCAGCGGCGACGCCCUGCGGCAGAACAUCUACGAGAGCUUCAUGCGGGAGCUGGAGGCGGGCCCGGGGGCGGAGGAGCGGGCGGAGCCCUCCGAGGGGGGCACGGCGGAGGGGUCCAGCGGCGAGUCGCGCGGCUCCCUGGAGCAGCUGGACCUGCUGCUGGAGAAGGAGCAGGGCGUGGUCCGGCGGGCCGGCUGGCUGUCCUUCAAACCCCUCCUCACCCUGAGCAAGGACAGGAAGCUGGAGCUGGUCGCCCGGCGCAAGUGGAAGCAGUACUGGGUCACGCUCAAAGGCUGCACGCUCCUGUUUUACGAGACUUACGGGAAGACGUCCGCGGAGCAGGAGCUCUCCCCGUCGUACGCCCUGUUCGCCGAGGACAGCGUCGUGCAGGCCGUCCCCGAGCACCCCAAAAAGGAGCACGUCUUCUGCCUGAGCAACGCCUACGGGGACGUGUACCUGUUCCAGGCCACCAGCCAGACGGACCUGGAGAACUGGGUGACGGCGCUCCACUCGGCCAGCGCCUCGCUCUUCGCCAAGCGGCACGGGAAGGAGGACACGGUGCGCCUCCUGCGGAGCCAGACGCAGGGCCUGCUGCAGAAGAUCGACAUGGACGGCAAGAUGAAGAAGAUGGCCGAGCUGCAGCUGUCCGUCGUCAGCGACCACAAGAACAGGAAGGCCAUCGAGAGCCAGAUCCAGCAGUGGGAGCAGAACCUGGAGAAGUUCAACGUGGACCUGUUCCGCCUGCGCUGUUACCUGUCCAGCCUGCAGGGCGGCGAGCUCCCCAACCCCAAGAGCCUCCUGGCCGCCGCCGGGCGGCCCUCCAAGAUGGCCCUGGGCCGUCUGGGGAUCUUCUCGGUGUCGUCCUUCCACGCCCUGAUCUGCUCCCGGGACGAGGCCACGCUGCGGAAGCCUUCCCGCUCCGUCUCCCAGGGGGUUCGGAACAAAAGGCGGCUGUUCUCCUCACUGAAGGGGCUGGACAGCCUGACCAGGCGAGGCCGGGACAAGAGGCAGCCCGUCUCACAGAUUUUCGAGGGUACCGGCGGGGGACAGCUCGGCCAUCUUCCCCCCAGCAGCUCAGAGAGAUUGGACGGCUUGGCCGACCAGUGCUCAACAGCACCACCCGAUGGCAGCCACUGGGACAUCAGUUCGGAGACCCAGGCCUGCGUGCUAACGCCGGACCAGCAGAUCCUGUCCGUGGCCGUGAAGCAGGAGCACAGCGUGGAGGAUGUGCUGUCCUUGGCCUGCAAGCUGAAGCAGCUGGACCCCAGCCAGCACUGCCUCCGACUGCGCAGACGGGUGGGUCAGAACACGGAAGUCAGCACGCCUGCGCCCAAGGACCUCGUGCAAGAGCUGCUGUAUGACGAGCUGGAGGUCCUGCCCCUGAACGUGUGCACCUUAUACAUGUCGCGACAGGACGGCGCAGCUGAUUUUGGGUUUGCCGUCACCGGCCACGUGGACGGAUUCGGGAACAGCCGCGUCUUUGUCAGCGAGGUCCUCCCGGAGGGCCUGGCCUUCGCCGAGGGACUGCGAGCGGGAGAUGAGGUCACGGUCCUGAACGGAAAGGGCGUGUCCACGCUGGACCUGGGCCUGAUGCAGGCGCUCUUCGGCGAGCGGACGCUCGACUUGACCCUCCGUCGGGAAGACCCGGUCCCCGGGGGGCGGGGCUCCGACCCCGGUGACCUCUGUCCGCCGGCCCCGCCCCCCAGCCAAUCCCAGCUCCUGGAGGAGUUCCUGGACCAGCACCACGGCAACCACACACCCUCAGAUAUGGCUCGUGUCACAGACGUCCCUAGCGGAUCGGUCGGGCCCAGCUUUGAGGACGGCCAGCUGAAUCCUCGACCCGGUAACGGGACAGACCCCAACAAGAAGACCGUCGAGACCGCCUGCACCCUGUACCACACGUUCCAGGAGGGCACAGCGGGCGCAGCGGGCGCAGCGGGCGCAGCCGAGGCCCAGGGGGCCCCCCCGGACCCGCCGCGGCCCUGCCCCCGCCACAUGUCCGUCACCGAGAGGCUGCGCAAGGUCAUCCAGGAGCUGGUGGAUACCGAGAAGUCCUACGUCAAGGACCUGAGCUGCCUGUUUGAGGUCUACCUGAAGCCCCUGCAAGAAGAGCCCUUUCUCAGCCUGGAUGAGAUGGAGUCUCUUUUCGGCAGCCUGCCCGAAAUGCUGGAGUUCCAGAGGGUCUUCCUGCAGACGCUGGAGGAGCGCAUCGCCUCGUCCCCGGACUUCAGCACCCUGGAGACCCCCGGCCAGUUCAAGAAACUGCUUUUCUCAUUGGGCGGAUCAUUUCUCUACUACGCGGAUCAUUUCAAACUCUACAGCGGGUUUUGUGCCAACCACAUCAAGGUCCAGAAAGUUCUGGAGAGAGCCAAGACGGACAGGGCCUUCAAGGAGUUCCUGGAAGCGAAGAACCCGACGAAGCAGCACUCCUCCACUCUGGAGUCGUACCUGAUCAAGCCCGUCCAGAGAGUGCUGAAGUACCCCCUCCUGCUGAGAGAGCUGGUGUCCCUGACUGACAGCGACAGCGAGGAGCAUUACCACCUGACAGAAGCCCUGAAGGCCAUGGAGAAGGUGGCCAGCCACAUCAACGAGAUGCAGAAGAUUUACGAGGACUACGGCACGGUGUUCGACCAGCUGGUGGCGGAGCAGAGCGGGGCGGAGAAGGAGGUGACGGAGAUCUCCAUGGGAGAGUUCCUCCUGCACUCCUCCGUGGUCUGGCUGAACCCCCUCCCCUCGCUGGGCCGCAUGAGGAAGGAUCCGGAGCUCACCGUGUUCGUGUUCAAGAAAGCCGUGAUACUGGUGUACCGGGAGAGCAACAAGCUCAAGAAGAAGAUGGCCACCACGCGAUCCGCCUUCUCCAACGGCGACCUCGACCCCUUCAAGUUCCGCUGGCUCAUACCCCAGUCCGCGCUGCAGGUUCGACUGGGGAACGCCACAGGGACGGAGGGCAACUGCAUGUGGGAGCUGAUCCACACCAAGUCGGAGCUGGAGGGCAGGCCGGAGACCACAUUCCAGCUGAUGAGCAGCGCCCCCGAAUCGAAGGCCAACAUCGUCAGGGUGAUCCGCGGCCUCCUCCGCGACAGCGCCCGGAGGAGCGUCCCGGCCGAGCGGGCGUGCAGGGAGCGCUUCGCGCCCCCGCGGGGCGGCGUGCCCACGUCCGCCAGGAUAGGUUCCUCCCGGUCCUCCUGGCUGUCCAAGCAGUCGUCUCCCGGCAACCCCUCCCACACGGACGCGGCGAAGGGGGGCCAGCGGGACUCCGACGAGGGCAGCCUGGGCAGCGGCGGUCACCCGGGAGACGACCCCGGCGGCCCCCGGCGCAGCCCGGCCUCGGAACGGGGCCCGAAGGAGGCGGACGAGGAGGAGGCGGACGCCAUCGAGGCGCUGCUCCAGAGACUGCAGAUCGCGGAGAAGGAGCCGCCGCCGCCGCCGCCGCAGCCGGCUAACGCACGGACCGAACCGGGGGGCGUCAGGCGGAGCAGCAGCCCGUGCGUAGGGGGCCAGGACGACGCCCCCUACGCGGACCUGAACGCGCUGCUGGAGAGGGACUUCAGCGUUCAGAGCCUGGCGUCCGUCAUCAACGAGGACUGCUUCUUUAGCACGGCCGAGAGCUUGGAGAGGGCCACCAUCCCCACCCUAUAGGGCUGAACACCGCAGGGGCUGCCGUCACGACGCUCAGAGACUCAACCGGUCACCUAUCCCAGGAGGCACCUGUGCUGGACAGCGUUGACGCACCUUGGCUCUGUGGACUCCAGCGUAUUCGCAGAUGGGCCAGGGCUGGAAGCUUCUCUGCUUUUGAACUGAAGGAAGCACAUUGCUCUUCCCUAGACUCUGCCUUGUUGCACCUUGUGCAUUAUCUGCCUGCAUUUUUUAACAUCCAUUUUUUUUAUAUAUAUAUUCAGAUUUUUUUCAAGGUCUUUUUAUUUAUUGAUAGGUAUAUUUGUUAUUUACUUAGAGAAGAAAGUGUUACACUCCGAUUGUCUGAGGAGACAUUGAGGUGGGGGAAAAAAAUAGGAGAAUUUGAUAAAAAAGAAUUUGUAUAGCAUUUUGUGUUGUUUUCACACAUUCUCAAUAUUUCCGAGGCAUUGCUUUUUCAAAGCAACAUGAUUGAAAUUUCUGUUCUGCUUGGCGAAGGAGUACAACCUCUUUUAGGGUGAAGGAUAAGGAUUUAUUCAUCUUUCUUCAAAAAUGAAGGAUAAAGUGUAUAUUUAACUGUACUGUACUGUAACUUAAUACCAGCAUUUCAUAUUAUUUAGACACUUAAUGUACAGAUAAAAUAAUGUUUCCUUUUUUUACUGCUUUGUGCUUUUCUCACUGUAAAACUGCCUUUAAAGCUAGCAUACCAAUGAAUGUGAAUGUCCCUUUUUAUUUAUUUUAAAUUUCUUUUUUAUUGAAUAUUAUUAUGAAUACAUUUGUGCUCUGUAAGCAUGUAUGUGGAGGACAAGAAUAUAAUGAUCCAUUUUUUAAAAAUAAAUUGCUGUUUUAUGGCAGUAUAUGUGCUGUA